ACAGUAAGCAUGAGCCGGAGCAGCAUGGCCGUCCGGGUCGACCCACUGAAGCAUGAAGUCACAUUACGGUGCUUUUACCAGCCUGCUCACUUUUUCAACGCCAACAUGCUUGGGCGGAGCCAAGAGACGCACCUUAACUGAGGGAAGACGCCGCCAGAGACACGGACGGAGCUAGAGGAAGGAAGAAAGGAAGGAAGGAGGAGCACACCGACACACACGUACUCCGGUUACACAAGCGGGCCUGAGCAGCUUCCCGUCAUGUCGAAGAAUCACGAAAGUGGCUCUGUGAAGUUCAGCAAGAGCCAGGCCACAGACCUGGCUGUGGUCAUUGCUCGCAUGCAGAAGAAAGCGGACCAAGUGGAGAAAGACAUCCUGAGUGCAGAAAACCUGCUAGCUGUGGACACCGAGCGUGAUCGAAAGAACCAGACCCUGAUCCACCAGAAGGAGAACUCAGACAACCUGGCGGAGGCCGAGGGCCUGUUGAAGGAUCUCUUCAUGGACGUGGACAAGGCCAAGCGUCUGCAGCACCCGCAGGCCAACGAGAUAGAGCGCGAUGUGAAGAACCUUCACGAUCGCUGGGUGAAGGACUGCGCCACCUACAGGGAGCUGUAUGACCAAGUGCAAGACUUGGCGCCUGUGGCCAGGAUAGACUGGGGUCCCGCUCUGGAUGAAAAACAGAGGCGUAUAGACACCGAAGGAUAUGCUCACAGUCUUUCUGACCUGGAGAAACAAAUCGCAGCUCACAACAUCCUGCAUAAAGAAAUUGAGGCUUACAGUGAGCAGCUGACGCCCAGCACAACCUCUUCACAGGGCCAAUAUGCCGCACUUAAAGAGAAGUACGAUCGACUGUUGGAGAGCUCCAAAAUGAGGCGCAAGCACCUGGCCUCUCUGUACGAGUACAUGCAAAGCUGUAGAAAAGAACUGGACUACCUGUCUCAGCAGAAGGACCGGAUCCUGCAGAGAGACUGGAGCGACCGCAUGGUUGACCCGCCCAGCGUCCGCAUGGAGUAUGAGAAAUUCAAAAGCAAUGGGCUGCUGUCACAUGAAGGUGAAGUCAACCAGCUUCUGGAGGAAGGAGAUCGCCUGUCAGUGUUGAAACAUCCUGGCGACUCUGCAAUCAUGGCACACAAAGAGGCGGUGCAGAACGGAUGGCAGUCGUUCCUCAACCUGUGUCUGGCACAGGAAGUCCACCUGGACGGCGUUGAAGACUACAAGAAGUUCCAGCUGGAUGCAGAGACCUUGUCCGAGUCCUUAGACAGACUCACUUCCAAUUUGGACCCAAACUUACUGGAAGGGAAGAGCAACUCGGAGGCCCUCUUGGAACUUCAGGGAGACGAGCCAGCAGUAAAGAGGAACGAGCAGCGUCUGGCGGCCCUCAGAGAGCUCAGUCGCAGAAUAGCGCCGCUGAAGCUACGCCGAAGCAACCUCACCAAACCCAUGAAAGUCGUAGCUCUGUGUGACUGGGACGAUAAAAAUGGAGCAGUGAGGCGUGGUGACGAGCUAACAUUAAAGUCCAUCUAUGAUAAUUACAAUUGGGAGCUGCAGGAUAGCAGCAGGAGAACCAAAAGGCUCCCCGGGGCCUGUUUCAUGAUGCCACCACCUGACGCCGAAGCUCUGGAGAAAGUAAACAGUUUCGAGAAAAAGCUGGCAAACUUGAAGAGCCAGAGAUCGGCUAUAAUGACCUCACUGAAGAACCCCACCGUGGAAGUCGAUCACCCAAAGCGUUCAGUUUCCGUACAAAAGCCUCCAGAAGACACCAAAGCUCCACUGCUGGCCAGACAACUAGAUGAGCUCAACCACAAUUUGGAUCUUUGCAAAAUGGACAUCCAGAAACGACAGAGGGCCCCUCUGGACAACCGCAACCCGGCACUAGACCUGGAAAACAGGCUGCAGGAUCUCAAGAAAUCGUCCCUGACGGCGAGGAACCUCGAGUCAGAGAAGGCCGUCAUCCAAAGAGAAAUGGACCCCAUUUUGGCCAAGAAAUCACUUGGAUCCACUGCCUCAAUCUUGCCACUCAAACUCGCGGCUGCCAACACAAAAAUGGAUGACAUCUACAGUCUUAUUGAUCUUUAUGACAAAAAAGCUUCGGCCUCCAUGUUCUUGCAAAGGCAGAUGCAGAAGGUAGAAGGCACGGUGUCUGGGUUCGAACAGGAGCUCGCGAAAGAUGGCGUCAUUCCCAAUCAAAAAAAUGCCCUGAUGAAUCGCAACCGUCAGCUUCAGGAAAUUCGUCAGGAGCUUUCUUCAAAGAAGGACGAGUUGAACACAUUAGGUCGAGACCUGGACGUGACCAAGCAAGCGUGCAGCGCCUUACAGCAGAAUUUCAACGAAUACUCUCCUGACAUUCGCCGGCAGGAGAGUGAAGUGAAACAUCUGAAGAACCGCUUCUCCAACGUCAGCAGUCAAGUCCAGGACAGGUCUACCCUCAUACAGGAAGCCAGCAAUAAAAACCAAGACUUCCAGAACGCUGCUCAGUCCUUGGAUUUCUUUUUGGUCAAUUUACCAAAUAACACAAUCAGCCCGACUGAUAACGUGGCCGAGGUAACGGCCAAGCACGACUUUCAGAAGAGAGUGAUGGACGACAUCAACAAAAAGUCAGGUGACGUUCGUCGGAUCAAGGAUCUCUCCCGAGAACUCCAAAACGGCUUAAUUGAAUACGAGAUGAAAUCAAAGACAUACCGCGGCAUUUUACACGGCGGGGAUGAUGUCGACGACGAUGAUGAUGAUCAAGACGACGACGAACCUGUACUGAAAAAGCACCAAACUUCAACGAUGGCUCAGGCAGUUCAGAGGAAGGAAAAAGAUUUACUGAACCGUUUCGCUGAGGUGUCUGCACAGAAUGAGGAACUUCUCAACCAGAUGGGGAGCGCUAAGAACAUCCUUCUCAGGAACGAAGACAAAGUCAGCCGAGUAGUCGUCAGUCAACAGCUUCAACUGCAGAGCCAAAGGGAAGACAUGAAAGAGGCCGAGGAAAUCUCCAAAGAACUGAAUGAGGAAAAGUCCCGUCGCUUUUAUGCUGAAAAAGACUUGGAAACAUACAGACAGAGAUACUUGUCCUUGAAGACCAGGAGAGGCGUGGAGAGGUUUGAGGAGAAGGAGAUGGUGCAGUAUUACCGUGAUCCCAAACUGGAAGGGGAACUGCAGACUCUGAAAAAUAGGAUUCAAGAUGAAGGAUAUAAGAGGUCAAAAUUCCAUUCAGAUAUAGAGAUGAUCAAUGAGAAAAUAAUCCAAAUGGAAAAGCAGCUCUCUGGUAUGGAACCUAAACUCUUAACCAAAGAAGUCACGGAAUAUGAACGAGACCCACAGCUGGAUAAAGACAUGGAACGGAUCCGAAAAGAGAUACAAAAGCUUCGAGCGGAGAUCCAAACAAACGAGUCUGAGAUCAUUCAUGUGAAUAAGGAGCUCAGCCUCCUGGCUCAGCAAAAACCCAAGUUCCGAGAGAGGGUUGUGAAGAAGGAUGUGUUCAAGAUGGAAAAGGAUCCAGAGAUGCUAAAAGCGGUUUUCACAUUCAAGAAUGAAAUUGCAGCAGAAGAAGCCCAAUGUGUGACCAUCAAUGACAGCGUUUUCAGAAUUCGAAGUCAGAUUAACACACUGGAGAGAAUCAUUCCCACCAUUGAACCAAAGAUAGUCUCCAAGGUGGUCAAGAAAGUCCAACAAGAUCCAGAGAUGGUAAGCGAGUCACAGAAACUACACAUGGCUUUGGAAGAGGAGAAGGACGAGAAUGUUAUCUUGCUGAAGGACCUGACCACGCUUCAGCUGAAAUACGGAGAAGUGGAGAAACUGCGGCCUAAAUAUGAGGUCAAAGAGGUGAUCAAUGAGAUUUUCAGAGUUGACCCCGAGACCGAAGUCCAUUUGCAACGUCUGAGGAGUGACCUGCAGGACUGUAGCCGAAAACGCACGGCGGUAGAGCAACAAAUCGACGUGGUGAUGACCACGCUGACCACGCUGCGUACUCAGAAACCCAAAGUUGAGUACAAAGAAGUGACCCAGGAGGUUAUCAAAGAAGAGAGAAGUCCCGAGGUGGUCAGAGAGUUACAGCGGCUCAGCAACCAAAUUUCACGUCUCAAAGUCAACUACGACACCACUCACGAGUUGCUGAUACAUCUACGCAAAGAAAGAGAUGAGCUGAAAGCUGAGAAAUCCAAAGUGGAGACCAAGAUUGUGAACAAAGAGGUCAUCAAAUAUGAGAACGACCCCCUCCUGGAAAAAGAGGUUAACAGACUCCGAAGGACUGUGAGAGAUGAGACUCAACAGCGUCGCACUGUUGAAGAAUCUCUCUUUGACCUUCAGAACCAAUUUAUUGUUCUAGAGCGCCAGAAGCCAGAGGAGAAGACAGUGGUGCAGGAAGUGCUGCGUCUUCAGAAGGACCCCAAGCAGAUUCUCGAGCACGAGAGGUUAAACAAGUCCCUAGACGACGAAGUCAAAUCCCGUCGGAAACUUGAAAUCCAAGUGAGGCAGCUGAGAGCCCAGAUUCACGAAAUGGAGAACACUGUGGCUCAGAUGGAUGAACGCCAGAAGAAGAUUCAGAUCGAAUCAGAGCUGCGGCAGAUCAAAGCUCAGAUCCAUGAGCUUGAGACGUCUCCGAAACCUGUUGAGGAAAAGAUUGUCAUUGAAGAAGUUUUGAAAGUCGAGAGGGACCCAAAGCUAGAGAAACUCAUGGGUAAUGUCCGUGCAGAGAUGGAAGCAGAGGCAAACCAACUCAUUCGCCUCCAGAGGGAAAUCAGCAGCCUGAAGAUGAAGUUGGAAAUUCUGGAAAAGGAAAAGACGACAGAGAAGGUUGUUUACAGAGAAGUUCUCCGCGUGGAGAAAGAUCCCGGAGUGGAAGCCGAGAGAGACCAUUUGAGAGAUCUUGUUGCGCAAGAGAGAAAUAUGAGACGCGACAAAGAAGACAACCUUCAAAGCUUUAGACUUAAAAUCACCCAUCUGGAGUCAUCCAUAUCUGUUAUUUCCAAAGAGGAGACCACCCUGAUUUCCAACAGACAAAACCUCCAGAGGGAGAAGGAAGACCUCCUCAAACAACUCAAAAUGCUUGAAACUCAAAGGCAGAACAUCAGCAUCACCUUCCAGCAACAAUCCAAGAUGAUGAGCGAGAGAAACCAGAUGGCUAGGCAAAGAACUAUCAAGGCAACUUCUGAGAGCCAACGGCUGGAGAAGGAAAUCCUGAGUGAAAAAGGCAAACAUCACCAGAUGGAAGCGAUCAUUAGGGAGCUGAAAGAAGCCGUCAGGAAUGAGGAUCAGGCUGAAACUAACACGAGGGAGACCAACCUUUCUACAAGGGUCACCAUCAUGGAUCCCGAUACUGGUGUGAACAUGUCUCCUUACGACGCCUAUCUGAAAGGACUAAUAGACCGCACUCAGUACAUCAACCUGUCAGAACUGGAGUGCGAUUGGGAAGAAAUCACAUCCACUGGCCCCGAUGGGGAUUCAACCAUUCUACAGGAUCGGAAGACUGGGAUGCAGUAUGCCGUCAAAGACGCCCUGAGAGAAGGCCGCUUGACCCAGUAUGAUGUCAUGCGCUAUAAGGAAGGCCAAAUGCCCAUUUCUGAAUUCGCUCUUCUUGUGGUGGGAGAAUCCCGAAAUUCUUUCAUUCCACCUCCACCAAUUACAAGUCCCAGAUCCCCCAUCAAAUCAGUCCCGAGCUCUCCAUUCAAAUCCAUGCCAUCUCCCCUGAUGUCCUCCCACACUAGUCUUAACAACCACAGCGACAGUGUUGAAAACCUCUUUGGUAUUAGUGAUGAGCAAUACCCUAUCUCUGGUAUUUUUGACACGUCCACGGAAAGCCGCAUGUCCGUGAGAAGCGCUUUGACCCGUAAACUCAUCGACGCCGAUACAGCUCUGAAGCUGCUGGAAGCGCAGGCGGCUUCCGGUGGAAUUGUCGAUCUCACCAAGAAGGACAAACUGUCUGUCCACAAAGCGGCCGAACAAGGUCUCAUUGACAACGCUCACAUGUACAAGCUUCUUAACGCUCAGAAGGCAUUCACCGGGAUUGAAGAUCCUCUCACCAAAGAGCGUCUCUCUGUGGGAAAGGCAGCGCAAAAAGGAUACAUUCCCGAGGAAAACGCAAAGUGGUAUAUUGAAGCUCAAUACCUGACCGGAGGCUUGGUCGAUCCCACCAAAGCCGGCCGCCUCACUCUCCAAGAAGCCGAAGCAUCCGACGUGAUCGACAGCAAGACAGUCCAAGAGCUGAAGAACGAGUCGUCCUACCCAAAGAUUCUUGUCGACCCCAUCAGCAAAGAGAAAAUCUCAUACAAGCAGGCGAUGGAUAAGUGUAAGGUUGACAAGGGCACGGGACUGUUGCUCCUUCCCGCAGCCUCGGGUGAUCAAACCGAUUCACCAUCAUACUCCAACUUUCGGUUUAUUUAGACUAACAAGAGAAUCUAGAUCGUGAGUUUAAGAUGAGUGAAAUGGUUGCCACCAGAUUACAAAUUGAAAUAUUACAAUAACACACACAUCUUGUUUGGUUUGAGUAUGAUUUGGGAAUUUGCUGUAAAAAUCAGGGUCAUGUCUGUUGUACCAUUCAGCAUUCUAAAGUCACACACCUUGAACUGCUCUUUACAGACUUGUUUUUUUUUAACAAUAGUAUUUGUAUUUUCAAAAUGUAUGCAUAAAUGUGAAUCAUACUUUAUAUACAUAAUAAUAAAUGACUCUCAUAAUAA
Molecule: messenger RNA, 6653 nt
Organism: Syngnathus acus (greater pipefish)
Lineage: Eukaryota; Metazoa; Chordata; Actinopteri; Syngnathiformes; Syngnathidae
Gene: evplb
Product: envoplakin b
Exons: 23
Coding region: 259-6360 (2033 amino acids)
Biological process (GO): intermediate filament cytoskeleton organization; wound healing
Cellular component (GO): intermediate filament; cytoplasm; membrane
Molecular function (GO): structural molecule activity; cadherin binding
Source: RefSeq, a predicted model, not a curated record